AUGGAUAAAGUGACGAGGCUGGCAUCUGAGAAAGGUGUGGUGAUCUUCACAAAAAGCUCUUGUUGUCUAUGCUAUGCAGUUAACAUUUUGUUUCAAGAGCUUGGGAUUAGGCCUAUGGUGCAUGAGAUAGACCAAGAUCCUGAAGGAAGGGAAAUGGAGAAAGCAUUGAUGAGGUUAGGUUGCACUGCACCUGUUCCUGCUGUGUUCAUUGGAGGGAAACUGAGAGGUUCCACCAAUGAAAUCAUGUCACUUCACCUAAGUGGUUCACUCACUCAGUUGUUGAAACCCUACCAAUCUUGUUCUUGA
Molecule: messenger RNA, 306 nt
Organism: Lathyrus sativus (Indian pea)
Lineage: Eukaryota; Viridiplantae; Streptophyta; Magnoliopsida; Fabales; Fabaceae
Source: the annotation of a GenBank genome assembly